Molecule: messenger RNA, 792 nt
Organism: Fonsecaea multimorphosa CBS 102226
Lineage: Eukaryota; Fungi; Ascomycota; Eurotiomycetes; Chaetothyriales; Herpotrichiellaceae
Exons: 3
Coding region: 1-792 (263 amino acids)
Cellular component (GO): cytoplasm
Molecular function (GO): oxidoreductase activity, acting on the CH-OH group of donors, NAD or NADP as acceptor
Source: RefSeq, a predicted model, not a curated record
AUGUAUACCGAUAACAGGAUCAAAGUCUACGUGGCAGACAGAGACCUGAAGGGCGCCCAGGCAGUGGCCGAAGAGCUGAACAGAGGGGGCGACAAGGCUGUCUGGACGGUUCAGGCCGAUGUUGCAGACUGGGACUCCCAGCGAAGCGCGUGGGAAGCCGCCGAAGCUGAAUUCAAGCGUAUCGACUAUGUCUUUCCCAUUGCCGGCAUCGGAGAGACGCGAGCAUUUCCCAACAGGCCAAACUCCACGGGAUAUGAGAAGCCUGACCUGAGCGUACUCGAGGUCGACUGCAUCGCUGUCAUCUACUCGGUCUCCCUGGCAGUCCAGCAUUUCCGCCGCCAGCAACCCAAUAAAUAUGGCUUCAAGGGGAAAAUCAUGCCGGUGGCCUCAGUCUGUGGCUUCUAUAUCCACCAAACCGUACCAAUAUAUACGGCGGCAAAGCAUGCCGUCGUGGGACUCGUCCGUUCGUACGGCAAGAUCCUCGCCGAGGAGAAGAUCACGCUCAACGCCGUGUGCCCUAACAAGAUCCGGACGGGCAUCUCGACUGCUGCCAUGUACGACAAGGCCGAGAAGCUCGGUGUCCUGGUGCCCAUGGAGAAGCUUCUGGAGGCGUUUGAGUCGUUACUGGGCGAGAACCCCAUGUCGGGAGAGUGCCUCGAAGUCGCGCCCAAGCUCGGCGUCCGAGUCGUGCAGUUUGUGCCCUUCAUCAACGAAGAGUCGCGGCUGAGUGCUGAGACGACCUAUGAGCGGUCCCAUUAUCUCCAUGAGCCAGUCACAGAUGACAAGGUUUAG